AUGAAUAAACUAGUAUUUAAAUAUUUUAGAAAAGCGAGGAACAUUCACACAACAUCUCUCCGUAGAGAUUCAGAUGAUACAGGACCGCUAAUAAAAAAAAAUAGGAAAUUUUUUGACCUAAAGCUGUUCAGGCAACAUUUGAGAAGACAGAAAACAGAAGAAAUCGAAAAUGAAAAGAGAGAAAUUUUAAAAAGUUGUGCAAAAGAUGCACCGGAAAAUUGGGAUAUCAAAAAGUUCUUAAGUAAAAUAGAGAUUGGUGAAAACAUAGAAGAAAUAGAAAAAUCCUUUAAAAACUGGACACAUUUCAUCACAAUAACGCCAAAGGAGUUAUAUGCAAUGGAGUGUUUAACAAAUGAACAAAGAAGGAAAAUAUGGAAAUAUAUAAAUAAAUUUAAUUAUGGAUUAUAUCCUGAAGAUUCCUAUGACGAUUUCGUUCGCAAUUUUCAAGCCCCUCCUCUUGAAAAUGAAAACAAACCAUGGUCAAAGGAAGAUGAAGAGCAAUUUGAAUUUUACUUAAAUUAUUUCGAUGUACAUUUUGGGGAUCCAUGGUUAUAUAUUUCUUGGAAAAUGAAAAGAACAUUUGAUGAUGUUCAAAAUAAAUAUAUCGAAUUAUAUUUGAAAAAAAAAAAUAAAAAAAGAAAAUGUGAAAUUUGUCUUACAAAAUCCACUACCCCUUUACUAAUGAAUAGAAAAUUUAAAUUGGACCCACCUUUUAUAUUUUUUAUUCCUUCUUCGCAUAAUUUCCCUCCAAUGAGUAUAUAUGAUUAUUAUAAUAAAAGGGAAUUAUUAUCCUCUAAAUAUAAUCAUCCACAGGCUCACAAUAUCCAAACGAAAAAAAAUGAUUCUUUACCUCCACAUCGAGUGGAACAAGAUUCUUUAUACCCAUCCUAUGGUUCUUUCAUUUUUUCUUCCAGAUUUUUGCCUUACGUGGAUAAGUCUUGUUUUUAG
Molecule: messenger RNA, 948 nt
Organism: Plasmodium gonderi
Lineage: Eukaryota; Apicomplexa; Aconoidasida; Haemosporida; Plasmodiidae
Exons: 2
Coding region: 1-948 (315 amino acids)
Source: RefSeq, a predicted model, not a curated record